This is a messenger RNA of Trichoderma reesei QM6a, 1110 nucleotides long. RefSeq lists its product as uncharacterized. Lineage: Eukaryota; Fungi; Ascomycota; Sordariomycetes; Hypocreales; Hypocreaceae. The transcript has a single exon. The annotation marks the transcript as partial. The record is from RefSeq and is a predicted model, not a curated record.
GACACUCUUUCCGACGAUCCAAUAGAGUGCUGGAGAAGACAAGGGCGCUGGCCAAGCCAUCUCUUCGAGCCCAGUACGGAGCGCUCUUUUGCAAGACAGCCAACCUUGUCGACCCUCAGCGGGCGUAAGCGAGCCCAUUCUUCCUCUUCCACAACUCCAAGCGACCAAAGCCCGCGCGAGCACAAGCGUGCCUACCAUCGAGACCCACGGUAUAGAACGCUGCUUGCAACCAAGGGCAGUUUCAUGACCGAGUCCGACAAGGGCAUCGCCAUCGAGAGUAAAGCUGCCUGCAUGACUCUACUCACUUCCGAGCAAACGCUCCCAACCGUGUCGCUAUUCCAAGACGAUCUAUUCCAUUCAGUCUGCGCAAGUGUGGAUAAUCGGAACGAGGCGAGAGUGUUGCGAUUUAUCACACCGUUGAUCGUCCCUUCGGCAGAAGAACUUGCCAUCUGCGGUUCCACUGGCCUUGGGUGUUUGGUCGAGAGCAUCAAUGAGGGAUGGAACAGUUCCAUUCCCUUGAUUGGCAUUCGGCCACAACCCGAUUACUCUGUUGGAUUCCGCCGAGAAGCUUUCACUGAGUCCCAGCUUGAGAAGUUGGCGCCAUUCAUUGGCGAAUAUCUGAAUGAUGAUGUUUCCUUCUUUAUGGCCACAUACUACAUGUAUUUCCCCUUUCUUAGCUGCGAGGUAACGUCCAACGCCGCAGCACUGGAAUUUGCAGACCGCCAGAACGCCCACAGCAUGACUCUUGCAGCACGAGGUAUUGUUGAGCUUCUCCGCCUUGUGAAGCGGCAGGACGAGGUCCACCGGCAAAUCCUUGCGUUCUCAGUCUCGCAUGAUGGUUGCUCAGUGAGGAUUUACGGGCAUUAUCCGGUUAUUGAGGGAAAUGAUACAAAGUACCACCGCCAUCAGAUUCAUAGCUUCGAUUUCACUGUCCUUGACGGAAAGGAGAGGUGGACAGCAUAUCGAUUUAUCAAGAAUAUUUACGAUAUUUGGAUGCCUAAUCACUUGAGGAGGAUUUCCUCGGCUAUUGAUCAGCUUCCGUUGAAAAUAGACCUCGAAGUCCCGGCGCUUUCUGCACCGACUGGCCCCUCUCAAGGCGUUGAGAGGCUA